AUGUCAUAUUGGGCCGGGUCUAAGGACUUUCAAACCCAGGAUAUUUACCCACAGCGAACCCUGGCAGAACUUGCGCAAUUACACGAAGAAAAGAAAACAGACCCCUUUAAGCCCCUCGGACAGUACCCAAGAGCUCACAGGAGUCCGUGUCUCCCGGCUUACAGUAAAACGAGAGAAAGUCUCUGUCAACCCCUCGGACAGAACACAAGAGCGGACAGAAACCUUUCCCCCGUAGUGGCAGCAGGAGCCGGGGAGCUAAUGCAAAAAAGGCCCCUCCUGAUACCCGGACCGGAGCACAAGGACCAAGAGAGGCCUUUUCAUAGAUUGUUCCCCCACGAGGAGGGAGCAGAAGAACCGCCAAAGCGACCUAACGCAAAAAAGGCCCCUCCUGGUCCUCGGGCCGGAGCCCAAGGACCAAGAGAGGCUUUUUGA
Morchella sextelata is the source of this 432-nucleotide messenger RNA. RefSeq lists its product as uncharacterized. The transcript has a single exon. Bases 1 to 432 code for a protein of 143 amino acids. The record is from RefSeq and is a predicted model, not a curated record. NCBI's taxonomy places the organism in Eukaryota, Fungi, Ascomycota, Pezizomycetes, Pezizales, Morchellaceae.